AGAGACGUAGAAAGUCAUAUUACUGUCAUAGUAAAUGAUGGACACGUCUAACGGGUAUCGUGGUCCUGAGGAAGCUGGAAAGUCGAAGAAACAUGAGGAGCAUCAAUAUUUGGAAUUAAUUGAGCGUGUUAUUAAACAUGGUAACAAAAAAAAUGAUCGUACGGGUGUUGGUACUUAUUCAAUUUUUGGAGCCCAGAUGAGAUUUGGACUCAGGGAUGGAGUAUUUCCAUUGUUGACGACAAAGCGUGUCUUUUGGAGAGGGGUUGUGGAGGAAUUAUUAUGGUUUAUCAGAGGAUCGACUAAUGCUAAAGAACUGUCAAGUAAAGGUGUUCAUAUUUGGGAUGCAAAUAGUUCACGUGAAUUUCUAAAUUCCUGUGGCUAUGAUGACAGGGAGGAAGGUGAUCUCGGUCCUGUUUAUGGAUUUCAAUGGCGAAAUUUUGGUGCACAGUAUAUCGAUAUGAACACUGAUUAUUCAGGGCAAGGUAUCGAUCAGUUGAUGGAUGUCAUUCAAAAGUUAAAGAAUUCUCCAGAUGACAGAAGGAUUUUAAUGUCUGCAUGGAAUCCAAUAGAUAUUCCAAAAAUGGCACUGCCUCCAUGUCACUGUCUCGUACAAUUUUACGUUAGUAAUGGAGAAUUGUCGUGUCAACUCUAUCAAAGAAGUGCUGAUAUGGGACUAGGAGUGCCAUUUAAUAUUGCUUCGUACUCUUUGCUUACUUAUAUGCUGGCACAUGUCACUGGUUUGAAGCCUGGUGAAUUUGUACAUACCAUGGGUGACUGUCAUGUGUACAUAAAUCAUGUCUCUGCUCUUGAGGAACAAUUGAAACGUGAGCCAAAGCCAUUUCCAAGUUUGAAUAUUCGUCGAAAGGUUUCCGAUAUCGAUGAUUUCACAGCAGAUGACUUUGAUUUAAUUGGAUAUGACCCACAUCCAAAGAUCUCAAUGCCCAUGGCAGUGUAAUUAUAGAGUAUAUAUAUAUAUAUAUAUAGUAUAGAAAUGCAGUGUUAAAAACUAGAGUUUUUAGCAAUAACUAUAUUUUAUUUUCUAAUAAAAAUUAUAUUCUCAAUAAACUCAUAUCUUAAUAUUUA
Molecule: messenger RNA, 1083 nt
Organism: Cephus cinctus (wheat stem sawfly)
Lineage: Eukaryota; Metazoa; Arthropoda; Insecta; Hymenoptera; Cephidae
Gene: Ts
Product: thymidylate synthase
Exons: 4
Coding region: 35-955 (306 amino acids)
Biological process (GO): dTMP biosynthetic process
Cellular component (GO): mitochondrion; cytosol
Molecular function (GO): thymidylate synthase activity
Source: RefSeq, a predicted model, not a curated record